Molecule: messenger RNA, 2015 nt
Organism: Solanum stenotomum
Lineage: Eukaryota; Viridiplantae; Streptophyta; Magnoliopsida; Solanales; Solanaceae
Product: pentatricopeptide repeat-containing protein At3g51320-like
Exons: 2
Coding region: 256-1860 (534 amino acids)
Biological process (GO): RNA modification
Molecular function (GO): protein binding; RNA binding
Source: RefSeq, a predicted model, not a curated record
GUUCUUCUUCCUUUCUUGGUUCAUCCUCCAAAUUUGACAAAGCUUUCAACUUUCUCUGUUUUUGGAGUUUUGAGUAUUAAAAUCCAUUGAUUUUGAUCCCAAAAUCAUACUAAAACAGUGCUUAGCAAACAAAGAAAUGAGUAAUUUCUCCAUUUAUAUUCAUCAUGUGCAGCAAUGAGGAGCAUUAAUGGCAGAAAAAUCGUUUCUUUAUUCAAAUCUGAAAAAUUACUUCAAAACCCAGAAACAGAUAUAUGAAUGGCAGCAAGAAUCUCCAUCAAACACUUGACCCCUUAUUUUUCUUUCACAAAAAAAUCCCAAUUCUCUUCAUUAACACCUACUUAUCAAUCCAAAGCUUUGGAAUUUCUUGAUUCAUGUCAAAGUUUGGCACAGCUCUUUCAAAUCCAAGCACAUUUGAUAAUAACUGGUCUUUUACAAGUACAAAAUCCCUCAUAUUCUUGCAGAUUUUUGAAGCUCUGUACUCAACAUUGUGAUGAUAUUGAAUAUACUGCAUUGGUAUUUAAGUGCAUUCAUUUUCCGGAUACUUUUUCAGUUAAUACUGUUAUAAAAGCUUAUGCUUGUAGUUCUUUUCCUGAUAAUGCUGUAGUUUUCUAUUUCCAAAGGCUUAAAAAUGGGUUCUUGCCUAAUAGUUUUACAUUUCCACCUCUCAUGAGUGCUUGUGCUAGAAGGGGUCGUUUGGAUUCGGGUCAGAAGUGUCAUGGACAAGUUGUGAAAAAUGGUGUUGAUGGAGUUUUGCAAGUGCAGAACUCUUUAGUGCAUUUUUAUAGUUGUUGUGGUUUUAUUGAUCUUGCUAGGAAGGUAUUCGAUGAAAUGCACCAAAGGGAUGUUGUGUCUUGGAACAGCAUUAUGAAUGGAUAUGUAAAAGUGGGUGAAUUAGUCGUUGCACGACAGUUGUUUGAUGCAAUGCCAGAGUGUAAUUUAGUUGGGUGGAAUGUCAUGAUGACUGGGUAUUUGAAUUCGAAUAACCCUGGGAAGUGCUUAAAGUUGUUCAGAGAAAUGGCACAGAGGGGAUUGAAUGGGAACGAUACAACUAUAGUUAUUGCAGUGACUGCUUGUGCUAGGUCAGCUCGAAUGAAGGAAGGAAAAUCUGUUCAUGGGUGUCUUAUUAAGGCAUCGAAAGACUUGAAUUUGAUUGUUAGUACGACUUUAAUCCAUAUGUAUAGUAGAUGCGGAAGAGCAGAAAUAGGUCGUUUAAUUUUUGAUCGGAUAUCGAUCAAGAACAUAGUUUGCUGGAAUGCAAUGAUUUUGGGGUAUUGCAUUCAUGGAAGCCCAAAAGAUGGGCUUAAUCUGUAUUCAGACUUGCUGAGUAGUAGAUUAGAAAGUACAGAAAAAAAUCAUGUCAAGUACCAUGCGCUUCCAGAUGAAAUCACAUUUGUCGGUGUCUUAUGCGCUUGUGCCCGUGAAGGACUGUUAACAGAAGGAAGAAAACACUUUGGAAACAUGAGUGAUGUGUUUGGUAUAAAGCCCAGCUUUGCACAUUAUUGGUGCAUGGCUAAUCUCUUGGCAAAUGUUGGCCUAAUGCAAGAAGCAAUAGAAACACUGAAGAACAUACCAGUGGAGAGCAAUUUGCCACUGGAAUCCUCAUUGUGGUCUGAAUUGCUUGGCUCAGCACGCUUUGGACGGGAUGUAAGUUUAGGAGAACAAAUUGCGAAUAAGUUGAUUGAUCAAGACCCCAAGAAUUUUUGGCAUUAUUUAUUGCUGGUGAACAUCUAUGCUGCAGCUGGUCGUUGGGAUGAAGUAGCUCAGACAAAGGAGAAAAUGAAGAAUAGAGGAAUAGAAAGAACACCAGGUUGCAGUUUAAAAGACUUGAAGGAAAUUGUUCACAACAUGCCAGCCACAUAAAGUGCAGCUGUCUGUGCUUCUCUGAUACUUUGGGCUCUAACAAUGAAGAAUAUAAAUUGCACGAGAUGCAGCAGCAGCUUCAAUGGAACAUUUUUGAUGAAUCUAUGGCUACUGUCCUUGCAUCAGAAGGUGCUUUGAAAAAGCUAAACAUCAUG